Molecule: messenger RNA, 459 nt
Organism: Vicia villosa (hairy vetch)
Lineage: Eukaryota; Viridiplantae; Streptophyta; Magnoliopsida; Fabales; Fabaceae
Exons: 1
Coding region: 1-459 (152 amino acids)
Source: RefSeq, a predicted model, not a curated record
AUGGCCAGAAAAGUUGAUAUAGGGAGAAUCUCGCAUAUAUGGAACAUCAUGAGUACUCAAAGAAAAUUUAGUAUGAUGCAGGUUUAUGAAGUUCUGAUCGAGGACAGAAAUAGGGUCGACUGGUACCAUAUGAUGACUCACAACUUUGCUAGACCGAGAGCCAAAGUGAUUAUGUGGCUAGUAUGUCAAGAUAGACUGCCAACCAAGACAAGUUUAAAGCACUUUGGGCUGCUGCAACACACCAAUUGUGAGUUCUGCAAUGAGGAAGAAGAAGAUCUCGAACACUUGAUGUUCAAUUGCAAAGAAACCACUAGUAUAUGGCAAAUGAUUCUGAGCUGGCCAGAAAUAAAGGAGAAUAGGAAAAUUGAUCUUAAUUGGAUCAAGAGGAAAACUAAGGGGAAAGGCUGGAAAAUGGGACCGCUUAAAGCUACCAUAGCUGAAGUGUUCUACGGUAUAUGA